UUAGAAGGUGAGUUCCAUGAUUGAAGGAGGAUAGAAAACCAACAAAGAAUCUGGCUUUACAACACACAAUAAGGGACAUCAUCAUCUUUAAUUAUUGUAACUAUCUUUGUUGUUUGAUGCCAAAAGGGUUUGAAUUCUGGAUCCCAUAGGAAGCAUGCAAUAUGGCUUUCCACCUUACCUUUAGAUCACAAUCAGUGCCAAAUCCAGGCCAAGGACCACCUUUAGUGGAGAGAAUAUCAGAGGAGCCUUUGGCUUUGCCAAACAAAAGUGCUCAAAGCACAGUGACAUGCAUCUACCAAGCCAAUGUUGCAGGGUGUUGGAGAAACGUGUCAGUGUUGUGGUGCAAAAACCUCAUGAACCACACGCUAAACCUCAAGGUUGAUAGCACAGGAGGUGAGUUCAGUUACACUUGCAAGAUAGAUAUGAAGCCUUGGUACUUCUGGAACAAAAAAGGGUACAAAUCUUUUGAGGUUGAUGGGCACCAGGUGGAAGUGUAUUGGGACCUUCGGUCGGCGAGAUUCUCCAGCGGCGGCCCCGAGCCGGUCAGCGAUUACUACGUGGCAAUGGUGUCAGAGGAAGAUGUUGCGUUGCUGCUGGGGGAUUACAAGAAGAAGGCGUACAAGAGAAUGAAGAUGAGGCCAAGCAUUGUUGAGGCAAUGUUGUUGGUGAAGAGAGAAAGUGUGUUUGCCAAGAAAAGUUUUGCAACCAAGGCCAGGUUUGAUGAGAAGAGAAAAGAGAGUGAGAUUGUGGUGGAGAGCUCAACGUUUGGGAACAAAGAGCCUGAGAUGUGGAUCAGCAUUGAUGGGAUUGUGUUGAUUCAUGUCAAGAACUUGCAGUGGAAGUUCAGGGGAAACCAAACAGUUAUGGUCAACAUGCAACCUGUGCAAGUGUUUUGGGAUGUGCAUGACUGGUUGUUUAGUGUUCCUGGCUCAGGGCCUGGGCUUUUCAUUUUCAAGCCAGGGCCUGUGGAGGCUGAGACUGAAAGAGAGGAGAGACUCAAUGAGGGUUGUGACAGUGAUAAUGGUAGUUGUGCCAGUGGCUAUUAUUCAACUCUCAGCUAUGCUCCCUCUGAGUCUUGUCUUGUGCUUUAUGCCUACAAACUUGAGUGAUGCAAUUACAGGGAAGACACCAAAUGUGUAAAUGUAAGACUGGAAUGGGGGCAAAUUGUAGCAAGAAUUUAAA
Molecule: messenger RNA, 1182 nt
Organism: Vigna angularis (adzuki bean)
Lineage: Eukaryota; Viridiplantae; Streptophyta; Magnoliopsida; Fabales; Fabaceae
Exons: 1
Coding region: 162-1109 (315 amino acids)
Source: RefSeq, a predicted model, not a curated record